Naegleria gruberi is the source of this 744-nucleotide messenger RNA. RefSeq lists its product as uncharacterized. The transcript has 4 exons. The coding region runs from base 1 to 744 and encodes 247 amino acids. NCBI's taxonomy places the organism in Eukaryota, Heterolobosea, Eutetramitea, Acrasida, Naegleriidae. The record is from RefSeq and is a predicted model, not a curated record.
AUGUCUAAAUAUUCACCUAGCCAGAUAAUGGCAGUUUCUCAAGGGAUGAAGGAUAAACUUCAUGAGGUUGCCAGAACUGCAGUACUUUCCGAUAACGAAAUGGACGAAAAAAUUAUCAUUAGUUUUGUAGGACCUAAAGAUUGUUAUAAAACAGGAGUUCUGUACACUCACGGAAAGAAGAAAGUUCCAAAAGAAAUGGAAUUACCAAUUUAUUUUGCACACUCUAAUUACGUAAUUAAUUUGAGUGCAGAUCAUAGAGUUACAUUCGAUCCUCGUGAUUUGAGAGAUGACGAUGAUGCAGAAACUAUUGGAAUUAGAAAAGAUGCCUACUAUUACUCAACAGGAUUUGUUCUCUGUUUCAAUCCAUACGAGAAGGAGCAUCUGAAAUUAUUAGAAAAAAAAUACCUUCCUGAAAUAUUAAGUGUCAAAAAGAAAGCAAAAAAGGAAAUGCCAUUUGUCUUAUUUUCAUUUGAUUGGAAUCCAAAAGGUCCAGUGAAAAGAAAUAUCGAAGAUAGAAUACCACAUGAUGAUAUUAUCAAUUUUGCAAAGAAGGUAGGAGAUAUGACUGCCUUCAUUGAGUUACCUCAAGUUUCAGUGGAUUGUGUUGAUUAUGUAAUGAAUAUUUUAUUAAGAUGUCUUUACCAAGCAAAUGGACAAUUCAGAAAGAAGGGACUUGAUGAUUCGGAUUUGGAACAAAUGGAAACCUAUGCUGCUAAGAAACAAAAAAAGUGUCUCUUAAUGUAA